GGGGUGCGGAAGCGCCUGGUGGAGGCCGCGGUUUCGGUUCUGUGGGCGGCGGUGGGGGGAGGAGGGGAGUUCCACCACCGGCAGCCGCGGGCCUACGCUCUCUUCUCCGGUCUCCUUCCCACCCCGCUCCACCAUGGCGGGCACCAACAGCAACCUGCAGAAGGCAAUAGAGCUUGCUGGCAAGGCGGCACAAGAAGAUAAAGCAGGAAACUAUGAGGAAGCCUUCCGCUUGUACCAACACGCUGUGCAGUAUUUUCUCCAUGUUGUUAAAUAUGAAGCACAGGGUGAUAAAGCAAAACAGAGCAUUAGAAUGAAAUGUACACAAUACUUGGACAGAGCAGAAAAGCUGAAAGAAUAUCUGAAAAAGAGAGAAAACACUGCACCAAAACCAGUUAAAGAGUCUGGUCCUACUGAUGGAAAAGGGAAUGACAGUGAUGGGGAAGGGGAGUCAGAGAAUCCUGAAAAAAAGAAGUUACAGAAUCAACUUCAAGGAGCAAUUGUUAUGGAGCGACCAAAUGUCAAAUGGAGUGAUGUUGCUGGCCUCGAAGGUGCCAAAGAAGCACUUAAAGAAGCAGUGAUCUUGCCCAUUAAAUUUCCACACCUGUUUACAGGAAAGAGAACACCCUGGAGAGGGAUCCUCCUGUUUGGACCACCAGGAACAGGAAAGUCUUAUUUAGCAAAAGCUGUGGCGACAGAAGCAAACAACUCCACCUUCUUCUCAGUAUCUUCCUCUGACCUUGUCUCAAAGUGGUUAGGUGAAAGUGAAAAAUUAGUGAAAAACUUGUUCCAGCUUGCCAGAGAAAACAAACCUUCUAUUAUCUUCAUUGAUGAGAUAGAUUCCCUCUGCGGGUCAAGAAGUGAAAAUGAAAGUGAGGCUGCUAGACGGAUAAAAACAGAAUUUCUAGUCCAGAUGCAAGGGGUUGGUGUUGACAAUGAAGGAAUCUUGGUCUUAGGAGCAACAAACAUACCCUGGGUUUUGGAUUCUGCUAUCAGGAGAAGGUUUGAGAAGCGUAUCUAUAUUCCUUUACCUGAAGACCAUGCCAGGGCUGCAAUGUUCAAACUUCACCUUGGGUCAACUCCGAAUCUCCUAACGGAAUCAGAUUAUCAAGAGCUUGGAAAGAGAACUGAUGGCUAUUCUGGUGCAGAUAUAAGCAUCAUUGUACGUGAUGCACUGAUGCAGCCUGUUAGAAAAGUGCAAUCAGCUACUCACUUUAAAAAAGUAAAAGGACCAUCAGCAUCUAAUCCAAAUACAAUGGUAGAUUUGUUCACCCCUUGCUCUCCAGGUGAUCCUGAAGCCAUAGAAAUGACCUGGAUGGAGGUACCAGGUGAUAAAUUACUGGAGCCUCCAGUUUUCAUGGCCGAUAUGCUCAGGUCGCUAGCUAGCACAAAACCAACAGUUAAUGAACAGGACCUGGAGAAGUUAAAGAAGUUUACAGAAGACUUUGGUCAGGAAGGCUAAACCAAAGAUACAUGUCAAGCAUUAGAACUUUUUUGCUUUCUUAAGUAUUCUUGUGUCUUUAUUGAUGGCACUUCAAAUAAAUGCCAAUAAAAUCACUCUUUUCUUACUUUGCAGAAGGAAUAGAAGAUACCUUUGCAAAGACCCCUAAGCUUUUGUAUUGUAUUGUUUUCUUCAGAUGUCUAUUAAAUGUCUUCUAUUGAAAAAUAAUAUGAAAAUACAAUUUUAGGGUGAGACAGCAAAGUGAUGUGGUAAUGUCUAUUAAAUACUAGAAAAUGUUAAACUAUUAGCUCAAUUUUAGGUAUUGGUACAAGUGAGUUUUAAACCCCCAGUAGGCUCAAAAAACCCUUUUUUGAGGGGUGGAAGAGAACAUAUUUGUUGGGUGUUUUCAGUAUCAGUCAAUCAGCCUACAUAUUGCUCUCAUUUCAUUUAGAAAAAUGCAACAAAAUUUGCUAAUCAAGCAUAUUGCAAGUGUGGGUUAGCUAUUAAAGUAAGAAGGAAAACACUGUGAGGAUAAGACUACAUGGGCCAGUACUUUGUUUAAAUAUUGAUGGAACUGGUAUUUGGCUUUUUCUGCUAUGCUGUGUUAAAAUUUUGCCUUAAACAGCAAGCUUUUAUUUUUAACUCUGUUAGCUGAUACACACUGUCACUAUGCAAUUUAGCAAAAGUUUGUUAAAUGGAAGUAUCUCAGAAGGUGUUUUGCUGGCUGUUCUUGUGGUUGGUUGGGUUUUUUUUUUCCAAUGUGGAUUUACUUUCUGCAGGAGUUUGACUAAAGUUAGAAAAAAGCAUUAGUAAUAUCCUGUAAGAUUCCACAUGUCAAGGCUGGCAAGGUAUAGGUAGUCUUUGGUGAAUGUAUGGGGUGUAUUUUGUGAAACAGCAUACUUUCACAUGCGAGGAGAGUAUAACGGAUGUUUUAGCCACAGACUUUCCAGUGAUAAAUUAACUCAGAACCCUACUGAUAACUAUUGCAUAUAGGCUACAUCAAUUUAGUGCUUAAACUUUGAGAGAAGGCUGGCACUUUAGUACAGAAGUAGCACUUCCAUUGGUCUUUUUCUGAAGAGCUGUAAGUUGAUAUGUGCCUGAAUGUAACUUACAACACUACAGUGUCAGCACUGAGUUUGUGCCUUCUAAGUUUGCACUGGCUGUAGAUACAAAACAUCAUUAGGAUACCUAGAAUACUCUAUGUUCCAUUAUCAUUGUACAACUCUAUCCUGCAUAUGCUUUGUUUAACUUGCAUUAAAAGAAAUUUGCACAUUGUGUGUAUGUUAUAUGUACAUAUACACAUAUAUGAUCAUCUUUUGAUGGGGUUUGGUUUCCUUUGUGUACAUAUUUUGUGUACUUUAUAAAUCAUAGGAUGGGUGAAAUUUGCUGUACUUAAAUGAAGUAAAAUAUUAUAGUACAUCA
Haliaeetus leucocephalus (bald eagle) is the source of this 2860-nucleotide messenger RNA. It is a transcript of the gene VPS4B, whose product is annotated as vacuolar protein sorting 4 homolog B (S. cerevisiae). The coding region runs from base 134 to 1459 and encodes 441 amino acids. Lineage: Eukaryota; Metazoa; Chordata; Aves; Accipitriformes; Accipitridae. The record is from RefSeq and is a predicted model, not a curated record. Gene Ontology annotation, biological process: vacuole organization; endosomal transport. Gene Ontology annotation, molecular function: ATP hydrolysis activity; ATP binding. The transcript is spliced from 11 exons.